AUGCAUAAUACAUCUUUACUUCAAGCAUUACACAUUCGUAUUUACGAAACAACACCAUCAAAUACUCCAAUUGUUCGUGGUCUUUUACGUACUUCAUUAUUGAAUAAUUCCUUAUCAUAUUUUCCAACAUGUACUGCUAUAGAUGAUCAAGAUUAUUCAUUUAUAGUGAAUACAACAAAUACAAAUCAACCAGCAUUUAUUAUUGUUUUACCAGAUAAUUAUACUUUAAAUUCAACAACUCAUCCAGCUAUUAUCAUUAAUGUAAAAUGUCAAAUUGCAAAUGAUACAAAUGUAGAUCAAGACAUUGUUAUCGAUGUUUUACCGGCUCCACCCACAAUACAGAUAAACUUUAAUCAAACAAAAACAUUUUAUACAACAAAUAACAUCAAUAAUGAUACUAUAUUGGGCACAUUUAAUCUUAUUGAAUUAACAACAACACCAACAAAUCGAACAUAUAAUCUUUCAUUAGUAAAUAAUCAAGAUUUAUUUCAAGUUUUACCAAAUCGUAGUCUUAUUCAAAUUGGUCAAUAUCCAUCUGAUACAUUAAAAUUUGAUAAUCCAAGUGUUAAUUUAAUAGUUCAAGCACUUGAAACAACAGCAAAUAAACCAACACGUCUUAUUCAAAAAACAUUUAGUAUACCUAUUAUUGUCAAUUCAUCGACACCAACAAUCACUUUUAGUCAAUCAUCAAUAUCAAAUAAUACAAAUCCAAAUACAAUUAUUGGAAAUUUUACUAUAAACAAUACAACAACACUCUGUCGAUUACAAUUAAUUGAUACAUAUAAUAAUGGUCUUGAAUUAAAUUCAGAUCAAAAUAGUUUAAUACUUAAAAGACCAAUUAAUACAUUUUCUUUAACUAAUAAUGGAACAGAAUUACAAUUUAAAGUUGCAUUAAUUGAUGAAACAAAUGGUACUAUAUUAACAACAACUUUUCCUUUAAGAAUUAUUUAUCCAACAAUAAUAGAUCCAUGUUCUAAUAAAGAUUGUGGUAAUGGUACAUGUAUUUAUCUUAAUCAAACUUUUUCAUAUUGUUUAUGUACAGGUGGUUAUACAGGUAUAGAUUGUCAAGAAGUUGAUUCAUGUGCAUAUAAUCCGUGUAUGCAUAAUGGUAUAUGUCAUCAAUUAUCUUCAGAAGGAAAUUUCUCAUGUCAAUGUUUGCCAAAUUAUUCUGGUAUUUUUUGUGAAAUACCGAUUGAUAUUUGUCAAGUAAAUAAAUCUUCUUGUCCAUCAACACAUAUAUGCAUUCCAAUUUAUAAUAAUCUUACUAAUUUUUUUACAUGUAUUUCAAGAGAUGAACUUCAAUAUUUUGUAUUUGAUUAUUUAAAUGAUGAUAAAAAUACUGAUGUUGUUAAUAAUGAAAAUUUUCCAAUAAAAUUUCAAGAUUUUAUUAACAAUAGUUUAUUAUUAACUGAAAAUAUUGUUUUACCAGACACAAGAAUACUUGGCCCAGAGAAAUAUAAUCGAGCACAAUUAAUAUCAGUUGCUGUUCAAAUGUCUAAUGAGAAUUAUACAACAUUGAAUAAUGCUUUGGAAAUCUUUUGUAUUAAUCAAUCAUUGAUUAUGGAUUCAUUUGCUCGUAAAGUAUGUUCUGGUUAUCAACAAGCAAUUUAUCUUGAUACAUAUUUUAAAUCAACACCUGACUUUUGUCCUAAUUGUACGUUUGCUGAAGCUGCUGACAAAUAUUAUUGGUUCGAUAAAAUAGUUCCAUAUUUACCAUUAUGGAUAGCUGUUAUUCUUGGAUCUCUUCUAAUGGCAGCCGUUCCAUUCAUACCAUUCUAUUCGAAUGCACCAAAAAAAGUUACAUUACCAUUAAUGAAAACAAUGAAAGGUCUUGAAUAUGAAGAAACUCCAAUAUUGGUAAAAUCAGUUCGAUCAGCAGCAAAAAUCAGUCGUUAUUCUUAUCGCGAAAGAAAUGAUUCUGGUUAUGAGAGUAAUGAGGAUACUGAUAAUUAUCUCGAAGAAAUAAUUAAUAAUUAUCAACAAGAAUUUUAUGUUUAUCCUGUUUUAUCUCGAACACAUUCAACAUCAAUGGAACGUCGAGGUACAACUAUUGAUGAUUUAAUUUCACAAAAUAAUAAUCCUGCUUCACGAUCAACAAGCUUCUCUCAAAAUCCUCAACGUAAUUUUCAACGAUCUGUUUCAAUGUCGCCAUUAAAACCUCAUCGUCAAUCAUCUAUUACUAAUAGUCAAACAUUAAAACCAAUUAUACGUCGUUCAACAUUAUUUGAUUCUAGUCUUGGAACAUUAAUGCGUUUAACAGGUACACCAAGAUUAAAUAAUGAUGAUGAUACAUAUGUAUCAACAACAUUUCGUAAUGAAAAUACAUCAAAAUUUGUUAUUGGAACAUUAUGGAAUACAUUUGCAUUAGUUAAUAAUCUUUUUUUACAACGACCAAGAAAUCGACGUAAUGCUAUUUCUGGUGAUACAGAUAUUCAUGCUGAAGAAUUAGCACGUUUAGAACAAUUAUAUUCACUUGCUGAACGUAAUCAAGCUAGUGAACUUUCAACUAAUAAUCUUGAAUCUAUUCUUACUGAAAUUUUAUCACAAUCAAGACCAUAUGAAACAAAUAAUUUAAAAUCAAUUAUUUUUGAUAUACUUUCAUCAACAAGACAUCAUCAUCGUUGUACUUGUUAUGAUAAUCAUCAUCGUUCAACAUGUAUUUAUUAUGAUCAUUCAUUACCAUAUAUAAGACGUUUUACUGGUAAUACAUCACAACUUGAAACAAUCUGUCAUGAUAUACAAAAAUUAAAUAGACCACAUCAACAAGACACAGGCACUCAAUCAUAUGUAGAAAAACCUCUAAGAAUUUUUACACAUAUUAAACCAACAACAAAUGUAUCAACACAAUCAAGUCCAAUUAUAAGUCUAAGACAAUUACAUUGUAAUGUUUCAACACAAUAUAGUCCAAUGAGAGAUAAAAAUUUAACAGAAUUAAAAUCGAAGAAAAUAGACGAUAAAUAUUAUAAUGAUGAUAAUAUUGAUGUUUCAACACAAACUCUAGAAAAUAAGAAAAAUAGUUUAAACGAUAUUUCAACACAAUUUAGUCCAAUACCAAUAGAUGAUAAUAAAAAUAAUAUGAAUCUUUUCUAUCAACCAAAAUCAAGAACAAAUAUAUAUGAUGAACAAAUGUAUGUCAAUGCAUCUACUCAAUUUAGUCCGACUUCCAUCGAAAAUAUUUCACCAUCACCAACUUUGAAAUCUCGAAUAAUUAAUGAUAUGAAAAUAAAACAUACAAAUGCUUCAACGCAAUUUAGUCCAAUUCCAGUCGAAGAUAUUUCAACUCAAUAUUAUAUAGAAGAAAUUAAAGAUAAAAAACCUAAACAUCCAACUAAUUUAACACAAUUAGAUUCUAAAGUCAAUCAAGAUAGUAAUAUUCAUAAUAAGAGAAAUUCGCUUAUGAAUGAAUUAAAACAUGUUUUAUCUUCAUCAACACCAAAAGAACCUUUAGUUCACGAAGAAAUAUCAGAAAAAAAAUCUCCUCCUACUCAUUCAGUUCGAAGUCUUGUUUCAAUGUUUGAAACAACAUCAAUACCUAAUAAAUCGAAUAUGAUUUUUCAACCUAAAUCAUUUACAAAAUCUACAAUUAGUGAUCAAAAAUUAAUAAGUCCACUAGAAGCAAAAUCUAUUAAUAUGGGUAUUGAAGAAAUUGAUUCAUCUAUUGUUCCCAAUGUAAUUGAACAAUAUGCAAAUGAAAUAGCAUCAAAUAUUGUUGAAAAUGCUGUUCUAACAGCAACAACAACAACUGUUUAUCAUAACAAACCUCCACCACCACCACCACCACCACCACCACAGCAACAACAACAACAACGACGUUUUUCAUUUUAUAAUAAUGGCGGUGGACAUGGUAAGAGUUUAUUAUUUCAAGCGAAUACAUUUGUACCAUCUAAUGGCACAGUUAAUCAAGAAGAAACUCCAGAUUUUCGGGCCGAAUCUGCGGCAUCGAGUACAUUAUUAAAUGAUCCUUUAAUAUCAACAAUGCCUCUAAAUACAGAAAAUGAAUCUCAACAUACAUUAAUUGCUGGUCGAUAUGUUGACGGUAAUGAUUCUAGUCGAUGGAAAACAAAACCACGUCGUAGUUUAACAGUUGAUAGUAAAUUUGAUUUAAGUUCAUCAUCAUCAGUAUCAUUGAAUGAUGAACAAAUUGAUCGUCCACAAUAUCUUUCUCACAGUCAACUUUUUUCUGCACGUGAAUUAUAUAUACGACCAUGGCUUAUAAGACGAGCAACACUACCUAAUGUUCAUUGUCUUGAUAAUAAUAUAAGUGAUACACGUGUUGAAACAACAACACCGAUAACAACAAAUUCAUCGGAUACAUUUUUUAAUGUUUUUCCAAAUAAUCAUAAGUUGGAUUUAUCUACACGUUUUACUUGUUUAAUUACAAUAUUACUUUAUCUUGAAGAUGUUCAUGAUGAAAAUUCAAAUAAAUUAUUACAUGAUGAACUUAAUCGAAUUGAAAAUAAAUUUACAAAUGACACUGUUAUACCAUCAAUGGCUAAUUCAAAUGUAUUUCAAACAAUAAAUCCUGAUGGAAGUAAACGUUAUAGAACAGGAUUUAUUCUUGAUAUAAAUCCAACUGAUUCAAUAAAUAUACCAAAAAUUUUUUCAAAACAAAUCGAAUGGAAACGUGUUAAACUUAUUAUAAGACGUUUUAGAAAAAAAUAUCAACGUCAUAAACAAUUAAUAAAAAAUGAUCAGAAAAAAAAUUCUAAUCAAUCGAAUAUUGAGAAUUAUUUGAAAUAUUUUGAUCCGACAUCUAAACGUCGCAUGAAAAAAUAUGCGAAACAUUAUGCAGAAAAAUUAUAA
Molecule: messenger RNA, 4803 nt
Organism: Rotaria sp. Silwood2
Lineage: Eukaryota; Metazoa; Rotifera; Eurotatoria; Philodinida; Philodinidae
Source: the annotation of a GenBank genome assembly